Molecule: messenger RNA, 618 nt
Organism: Hymenoscyphus albidus
Lineage: Eukaryota; Fungi; Ascomycota; Leotiomycetes; Helotiales; Helotiaceae
Source: the annotation of a GenBank genome assembly
AUGACAACCUCAAAACCUCUCCAACAAUUCCAUCUCUUCCCUAAUCUCCCAACCGAGCUUCGUCUCGCAAUCUACACAACCAUAAACAACAUCCCUCAAAAUCCCAUCCCCGCGCCCUCAAGAUCCACUCGGAUUCUCAAAAUCAGCUUCGCCCCCACCCUGGACCGCUACAUCUCCAACACCGCACCACCCGUCCUCCUAUCCCUCUGUUCUGAAUCGCGCAACCACAUCAGCAAGCAACACAACACCACCCACCUCCUCCUAGGCCCCUCCUUCUUCUCCGCCCCCCAAACCAACAUCCCCAUCUCCUUUCCCACCACCACACUCUACAUCUCCUCGCUCCACCCGGGUGUCCUCACUUCCUCCUUCGCCAACAACGUGCUGUAUCACCUCUCAACCUCGCCCAGUCGCCACCAGAUCGCCAGUCUCGCGCUCGAUCUGAGGGUCUUUACGGAUUUCUCGGAUAGUGGGCUCUUGGGUGUGCUUGCGGGGAUGAGGGGACUGAGGGAGUUGUGUUUGGUGUUGGAGUUUGGACGGAAAUUUGAGGGGGUGUUGGGGUUUUUGGAGGCGCCGGAGUGGAGGAAUGAUUUGAAGUGGUAUGCUGGGGCGGCGAAGGAG